This is a messenger RNA of Trypanosoma brucei brucei TREU927, 2484 nucleotides long. RefSeq lists its product as hypothetical. The record is from RefSeq and is a predicted model, not a curated record. NCBI's taxonomy places the organism in Eukaryota, Euglenozoa, Kinetoplastea, Trypanosomatida, Trypanosomatidae. The transcript has a single exon. Bases 1 to 2484 code for a protein of 827 amino acids.
AUGGCACUCAGUUUAUCGGCGAGCAAGCGGGUCGCUUACCAUGAUUUGUUCAUGGAUCUACACGGAAGAAGGCCGUCGGGAAGGAUACGGCUGGUAAGUGAAGCCGCUCCUGAGGCCUCUGCUGCGUGGGCAACUUCAUGGAGUGCCUUUGCGUCGGGGGGUGCGCAAGACGCUGGAAUGGGUCGGUCAAAGAAACGAAAGUUGGCGGGUGAGCACGUAGCCGUGGCUUUCAAUCGUACAAAAGGACAAGCAUCAACAGAGCUAUUCUUCCACGUCGCCGUAUUCCGAUGCGACACGUGGGCACUGCAGUGGGUGGCGCGUGCUAGUUCCGCCGACCCCGCGGCGCGCGUGCUUGACGUGUGCUGUCUAAGUGCUAAUAUUGUUGCCUUCCUCGUCGAAUGCAAGGACGAGAGUGAAACCCGGGCAGAGUUGUGUAUUGCCACAAGGUUUAGUAUCCCAUCCUCUGAGAACCUAAGCAAUGUCAGGUGGCGGUCAUUCAUAUCUGAAGCCCGUGUGGUGGACACAGGUUUUACUGCCGAAGGUAUUCGCAGCAUUCAAGCACUUUCAGCCACAUCACUACUUGUGCUUACAGGCAGCGGCCGCUUGGUACGGGCUACCGUGUCCCGCAUGGAAACAAUGGAGACGACGUGCGAGCAGGUUGCCUCAUUGAGCGUCAUGAUUCGGCGUACCCGCGGCACGCACACCACACCUGCGCUAGUGGUUUCUCGCAACUGUUGCGGGAAAGGCGGUGCUGAAACGAAGACAAAGGACCGGACUUACGCAGCUGUGUUGAACGACAAUGGCUCAAAGUGUUAUGUGUUAGAUCUGAUGGCCCCUUGUGCGUCGCGGAAGUUACAGCACAUCACUUUUCCCAAAGACACAAUUGCGGAGCGGGUUGAGUUUGCUGGAUCGUAUAUGCUGGUGGUGACACUUCGCCUUAAGGAGAGUUCGUUAUACGUGUUGCAGUUUACGUGCCUGGUUCCACAGGACUCGCCCUCCGAAGGGUCUUUCACAAUGACUUCCUUUGACCUAAUCCACCUGACGGCCCGGCGCACUCCACUUGCAACUAUGUACGAUUCUGAGAAGGAGACACACAUUGUUGUGUCACAAUGGCAGGAUACCGCUGAGGAUUCUUCGACUUCUGAGGUUGUGGAGACGGAGCAGUGGUGGAGGCGAAUGGAAUUCGCUGAGGUUUCGCUGGCAAGUGGGCCUUACACGACCGAUGUGCUACGCGGGGCGACAUGGCUUCCGCUUCCCGAGCCGUUUCGCUCCGAUGUGCCUGCCCUGCGCACGGUUGUAGGGAGCGGUGUGGACGGCGACGACGGUGAGGCUGCUGAGGUGGAAUAUCACCAGGAACUUUCUCUGCUUAACAAGGAACGUGUAACUGGGUCGUGGCUGCCCCUUUACUUGCAUUACGCUUUGGCAACCCCCUUAUCUCGCAUGGGGGAUGGGGUGCGGGAGGUAAAGACGGUGCUUGUAACAGUGUUUGCAAUUGAGACGGCACCGUUUGUUCACACACGUUUAGCCAAACAGUGGCACAACGCUGUGCAGGGACUGUUAUUUCUUCUUGGUGUGGGGUGGAAUGUCGGAGAGCAUCGCGGUAAAAUGAAGCAGAUUGCGGAUGGCGUUCCCGCAUUUGCCGUUCCAUGGAACCCAGGGCACAUGCGUCGGGCGUUGCGUCUUUUUGGGCAGCGGGCCCUGCGACGGCUCUUUUCAUCGGUGGCAUGUGCGCUCCGCCACUCAGCGGAGCCAUCAGCAGCGCAACAGCUAUUUUACGGCGUGGCCACGACCUCUUUGACAGACGUUGCAAUGCAAAUAAUUACCUUGUCGAGAAGGGUGGGGGCUCAUUUGAGGGCAGAGGAUGUGGAGACGGUAGUGUUGUUACUGCGCGCCUCGCGUGACUUGGGACAUGCGAUUGUUAAUCACACCACACGUAGUCAAGUUUUACUGGAAUGCAUUGUAAAGGGCCGAAUGGCAGGCCGCGUUCUGGGGGGAUUCGAUGGCCGCACAAAAGGGGAUGCGGGUCGCGGUGCCGAAGGUGAUGAUGAGAAAAAUGAUGAAGUGAAGGAGAGGCGGCAAGAGUCGGUUGGGUUUCUCAGCGGAGCGAGCGAAAUGCGUGUAGAACGGAUGCUUCACAACCGUUACACCACCAAUGACUGGUCGCAACAGCUGCUAUUGAAGAGGAGUCAACACGCCGAUGUCGUGGCUCAGGCCCGUCUGUAUUUGAACGAUGUGUUACCGUUUGUGCAGCACAAACAAGAACAACCGAUCUGCGAGGAGCAAAAGCAGCAACGGCAGCACCAGGGGAGGGAAGAGGAAGAUGAGGAGGUAAGUGAGGAAGAGCAUAAUCAGAAGGGAAGAAAGACCGCCAUGAAUGACGCAUUACUACCUGACUGGGUAUUCAUGGGGCGUCGCCCACAUGCUGACGCCGGUUUCACGGAAUACGAAGGUAUACUUUUGCGACCUGGAGGGGCUUCCAACUAG